AUGCGUUUCUCCAUCGCCACCGCUUUCUCCGCCCUCGUGGCUCUUUCUGUUGCCUACACUACUCCCGACUACACCAAGGACCCCAGCGGCAAUGCCAUCUCCUCCCCUGGUCUGAACGAGAUCGUCCCCGAGGGCAAGACCUACACCAUCAAGUGGACCCCCACCACCGUUGGCCCCAUCUCCCUGGUCCUCCUGCGCGGUCCCUCCACCAACGUCGUUCCCCUCAAGACUCUCGCCGAGUCCAUCCCCAACAGCGGCGAGUUCAAGUGGACUCCUGGCUCCGACCUUACGGCCGACACCACCCACUACGGUCUCCUCCUCGUUGUCGAGGGUACCGGCCAGUACCAGUACUCCACCCAGUUCGGUAUCUCCGCCGCUGCCGGCUCCGUUUCCAUUUCCAGCUCCUCCUCCACCGUCGAGGCCACCGAGACCGAGACCAGCGCCGCUGCCUCCGCCCCCGCUGCCUCUUCUACCGUCAUCGAGAGCACCGUGAUCACCACCACCAUCUGCCCUGAGACUGAGACCACCGCUGCUGCCAUCACCUCCGUCCCCAAGGUCAUUCCCACCGGUGUCUCCCCCGUCAGCGCCGCCUCCAGCACCCCCCUGAGCUCCGUCCGUCUCACCACCAGCGCCAUCCCCACUGGUACCGCCUCUGCUUCUCCUUCGGCCUCCUCCCCUGUUUUCAACAGCGCUGGCCGCAACGCUGCCAGCUUCGGUGUCGUCAUGGCCGGUGUCCUCGCCGCUUUCGCCCUCUAA
Messenger RNA from Penicillium expansum, 756 nucleotides. RefSeq names its product GPI anchored serine-threonine rich protein. The coding region runs from base 1 to 756 and encodes 251 amino acids. The record is from RefSeq and is a predicted model, not a curated record. Lineage: Eukaryota; Fungi; Ascomycota; Eurotiomycetes; Eurotiales; Aspergillaceae. The transcript has a single exon.